Anneissia japonica is the source of this 5533-nucleotide messenger RNA. RefSeq lists its product as uncharacterized. Gene Ontology annotation, biological process: signal transduction. Bases 228 to 1295 code for a protein of 355 amino acids. The transcript is spliced from 7 exons. The record is from RefSeq and is a predicted model, not a curated record. NCBI's taxonomy places the organism in Eukaryota, Metazoa, Echinodermata, Crinoidea, Comatulida, Comatulidae.
GUCAACGACGCGCAAAAGCACUAUCCUCCAUCAAUAUCCAAUUAGAGGAGCAAUAUUGGGCAUUGUUAAAAAUAGCGCUCCGGAAAUUUUCGGUUCUAUUAGUAAUCUAGUCGCCGGGUUAUACUGUAUUUGUUGUAGUACUGUAUCAGUAUAGUUUCGCGCCGUCGUCGAAUUAGCCAUAUUGAUAUAUUCUGUCAAAGGGUUGAUUCGAUUUCAUCACCAUAACGAUGUCGACUCAAGGGUAUAUCAUGUUAAGCUACGAAUGGGGCAACCAACCAAUUGUCAAAAAGAUAAGAGAGAAGUUGGGACAACUAGGUUACAGGGUGUGGAUUGAUGUAGAGAAAAUGAAAGGAUUCAUUUACACUACAAUGGCUAAAGCCGUUAAAGAAGCUGACCUUGUCCUGGUUUGCUUGUCUAAGAAGUAUGAAGAAAGUGAAAAUUGCAAAUCAGAGGGUAGCUGCAUUAGAGAGUUUAAGAGGAAGUUCAUUCCUUUAAAGAUGGAGGACUCUUACAAAUUUGACGACUGGGUUGCAGCCAUGUUCGGAAGCCAUUUGUAUGUAAAUUUCUCAGAUGAGUCGGCCUUCGAUGAAAAGUUUAAAGAAUUGCUGAGACUUUUAGAGGAUUACCCAAACUUGAAGCCUCAAGAUCCUAAUCCAGACCCACUUGUAACUUUGCUGCCACCACUUCCACCAGCAGAAGCUAGUCCAACAUCUUCCGGGGCAACAAGAUCACCUGAAAAUCCAGAACUAUCUACGGAAGAUUUCAAUAAUUUGCUCUUAGCUAUGGCCGAAUGGUGGAAACGAUUUGAGAAAGUUACAAUGCUGAAAGUAUUGCUUUGUAAUUUCCCAGAAAAAAUUGAUAUAGACACUAUAGAAGAUAAAAAGAAGCCUAUCCAAUUGUUUCGAUUACUUGAGGGUGCAGGACUUAUCGGCCCAUCAAACAUUGAUCUUCUCGCCGAACUGACUGUGCUCUGUGGUAUGGAAGGUGUAGAGCGAGGCAUCAAGGAGAAGUUAGGCGAGAAGUUCAAGGGAUUUAGAAAAAUUACAAAACCUACUAUCUCGGAGUAUCGACGAAGUUUGAUCAAAUUUGGUCAAGCUAUAAACAAGAAUAACAAAGAAAGCAUUGGCCACUUGCACAGCUUUACCGAUGACCAAUGGACAGAUCAAUGGGUGUUAAUAUUCGAAUUAGAACACGCCCGCAAACUCACUGAAGAAAACAAGGAUGCGUUCAUUGAAUUGCUUGAACGCAAUGGUAUGGCAAGUGAAGUCAAGGCAUUAAAAAUAAAAUCAAAAUAAAAUCGAUGCUCUGAUAAAAUAAAUCGAUGGCCUGACAAGAAAAACUAUGUUCUUAAAAUAUUGAUUUGUAAGUGUGUUUUUGCAGUAUCCCUAUUUAAGCGUUAGUUCCAUUCUAUCACAUACCAUUGUUUAUACUAAUUUCAUUCGCAGAUUACAUUUUCCAUCAAACUGCCCAAUGACCACUAACCACAAGGGUGCCCAAUUGGUUUACCCUGAUGAGGGAGAAUGCCUCAUCAGUGCCCACAUUCAUAACACCUCCAUGUUCUUACCACCUCAAGUAAAUAGAUCAUCUCAUUUAACGGAUUAAUAGAGGGUGCCAAUCAAGGAUGUCUGGUAAACAGGCAGUUUUUCUUAAGUGUUUCAUUACUGCUGCUGCAAACGCCAAUGAAGCAGGACAGUAAUCACAUCUCUGAAGUUUUAUCAUUCUGAAAGGUUAUGUAGUUAUAAGUUUAUAUUGUUUAGGUUUGAUAAGUUUAUUAUAUAAAAUAUAUUAGUGUUUACCGUAUAUUAAUUUAUACUUGGUAAUAUUUUUAAGAGGUUUAAAGUGAAAGACAUUGCUGACUACAAAACUAUUUUUUUGUAUACAAAUGCUGAAGGUUAGUUAACUAGAUGAUGACUCAUACUAAUUACAUGAUAGUUAUAUUUUAACUCAUGGUGGCGCUGUACUAUAAACAAACAAUUCAAGAUGGCGGCGCCCAUAAAAUGUAAUCCAAGAUGGCGUCGCCUAUGUUGAUAGUAAAUCAACAAUUAUAUUUUAAUUUAAAUGCAUUUGAAUGAAUUGGUUACACGAGUGAAUCGAUUGUUUUAAUUAAAAUAGUAGAGAAUAAUGUGUUGAUGAGAUUAAUAAUGCUGCUAUUACUUAUAGUCUUAAUGUUCUUGAUCAUAGUUAACUAAUUAAUCAUGAAUUCAUUACAUUUAAUAUUUUUUGGUUUGGUUUGGUUUGUUUUGAUUUUGUUGUUCUGAAUACUCCACGGAAAUAAUGAACCUGAAGAAUGCUCACUCGUGAAGUGUGUUCUUUUUAAGCGUCACAGAUUCAUUAUUUAAAAACCCAAAAAGCACAUGAGGACUAAUUAUUUACCUCAGUUUCAAUACAAAUUCCUCGCUGAUUUUAAGUGGGGGACGGAAAUCACUAAACAGAAAUUUAAAUGGGAGAUUUUUUUGUUUGUUUCUAAUAUUUGAACAUGUUUUGAACUAUUCUCAAUAAUUAUGAAAUAUGAACAUAUCAAGAAUUUCUCAAAUAUUACAAAUCAGUUUGUAAAAAGGAUGAAACAAUUAUUGCAAGUAAAUUUCAGAAUAAUGUAUAUUAUAAUAACUACGGUGCGGUUUGUGUUUAAUAUUAGCGAUAUAUUAUAUUAUGGUACGUUUCGUCAUCUAGAAUUGGCAGCACUAUUUUCAUUCCUUCCUAUUUUGAUUGAAAAAUAUAACCCCUCUCGCCACCACGAAAAAACAAAAAGAAUUUAAACGUACACAAUGAGCAUUAUCAAGGUGACAUCGCGAUCAAAAACCCAUGAUACUUUUGCUUUAACUCGUCCUGACCUCUGCCUUCCCUUGUUUGAUUAUGUACAGUACAGUACCGCCUAUUUGGUGGAAUAAAUGAAACAAAAUAAUGAAGUUAUUGUCAUUAAUUAUUGCAAUCAAUUUAGACUACUAGCUAUUUUGGACAGCUACGACGAAAAACAACAAUGAAUCUCAUCAGUGUUUUUCAUUCUGCUGUGACACUUAUCUGGCAGCCAUUUUGAUUGAAAUAGACAUAAUUCCUGAUUGUAUUGUUUUAACGAGUUAUGCCUGUAAUCCUAGCAGUGAAGUAUCACAUCGAGUAAUUCUGUGGUUUGGAAAAACAAUAUCGAAAAUGGAAUAAAUGUAAAAUUAAUAUAGCUUUUAAGCCAACUACAAACAUUAAAUAUUUUCAUACUUUUUUAUAGCCCAAAAAAACACAAGUUUCUCUUUAAAUACAACUUAACCACCACUUUCUACAGGAUAGGCUCUACAAGUACCAUGGCCUGUACUUAACGGAAGAUAGGUUAGAUAAGUUGCCAGUAUUACUAGACCACCUGUCCAUGUGUCUCAAAUUUCUGGAGAACGGUGUUACUGGUUUGUUUUUAAUUUUGAUUCUUUGAUGAUUGCUUCUGAUAGUUUGAGGAUAGUUCAUGAGUUUCUCUUUUUCAUAUUCUUAAGCGACGAUUUUUAAUUGGGUAAGGCGCUAUGCAAGUCCAUUUCCAUUCUCUUAUGCUGCUGCUAUGCAAAAGCGAAAAAUCAUAUUGCUUUGUUUCGUCCCCCAACAGUUAUUUUGAAAUGUCUUAAUUCGGGGUGAAAUUGUUUGGCUAAAAUUUAUGAACAAUAUCAGAAAAAAAAAAUUUUAGCUCACUGUUUAUAAUGAUUUGUCAUUAAAAUCCACCAUUCGGUGGACAUUUGUGCACAAAAAUUUCAGUUCCAGCAUAAUACGACUACCAUCAAUAUUCUAAUAAUCAAUCAGCAACAUUAUCGUUAUCAUCAACAAUACCACAUAUCGAUAAUUGUAAAACCCAAUAGGAUACCAACAGUGCUCAAAACCAACUGUUUACUCCUUUUAUUAGAUACAAAUGUAUAAAAAAGUAUAUAUAAUAUUUUUUGACACUUAUUUUACAUAGGCUAAUAUUUGCCUUGGUAUAAGAACUAUUAUGUACAGUGCUUUAAUUUAUUAUCCACUAAUUCCAGAGUAAAGGCCUGCUUAUACUUGCAAUGAUACGAUAAAAAGCUAAAAGCAAUUGUUUAUAUAACAAAUAAAGGAUAUAAGAGAAGUUUUUACACUAGGACGAAUCGUUAACGAUUUAUCAUGUAUAUUACAAAUGUUUUAACAAAUCAAUUUGUCAUAAUCAUGGAAAAACUAUAAAAUCGUUGUUACUACUGCUAUGAUUUUAUCAUUUUUCCAUGAUUACGACGUAUUUGAAUUGAUUUCAUUUGAAUCGUUAUCGACGGUCCUUGUGUAAAAACUUCUCAUAUCUUUUAUUUAUUAUGUGAACAAUUUCUUUUUAGCGUUAUCGUUGCAAGUAUAAACAGGCCUUAAAACUAAAAUAAUACUGUCAGUUUACAGACUGAAGCAACGUUGAAUAUUAUAUAUUUCUGACUAAAAGCCUACGUUGAUAUUGUUAAUUGCUAGGAAUACACUCUUGUCAAGAAGUUGUGUUCCAGUGCACCCGCGAACACAGUAAGCAAAAGCGUUCCAAAGGUCGGUCUACCGAUGAUUAAAACUUGUCGAUGAUUUUAAAGCCAGGCUCCAGAGGAAAAGGGUUUGUUUAUAUCCUGACAAAAGCGGUGUUUGACAAAAAACUCGAGAACAGUUAUUAAGAUACAGAUUUUCGACUAUUUAAAAACUGGGUGGAAAGGGGCAUAACCGCCCUUUUGCCCAGUUUUUAAAUAUUCAAAAUAUUUUCCAUCAAACACCCAUUUGUGUCUUACAAAAAUAUUUACAACAUAUCACUUUUUUUUUCUUCCUCCGAGCGAUGGCUUUAAAGACGCACAAGAAAUAAGUCGUUGCAAAUAUUUAUGUCAUAAUUGAGCAAUAUGGGGGAACUUUACAUUAUUUAACUUUAAACAAUUACAAAAUUGUAAGAAUGUAAUGUACACAUUUAAAACUAUAGGUUGAUUAAAAUAUUCAUUGUUUAUAAUCGGUAACUUUAGUUAGUAGCAGUGAAUUUAUUAGGCCAUAUGUGCAUUAAUGUUGCACACCUGAAAUUGGAAUACAGUACUUACUAACAACAUGCGUGUUAAUAAAUCAACAUUGGAACACAUUUUAAUGUUAUGAUUCAAGGGUAGUGUUCACGGUUAUCACACGUGCAAUGGAACGCAACAUUAAAAAUAAUUCACUCAUCAUCUACACACAAUUUCUUAUAAUAACUAAUUUCUGAUUUUUUCAGACAAUAAAAUUGCCUUGUAUCUUGUAUAACAAAACACAGAUUUUCCCUCCAAUUAAAGACCACAUUUUUGACCAGAUUUUUCUCCAAUUAAAGACCACAUUUUGAACCAGAUUUUCCAUUGUCAUCAGCAACUUUUUGGAAAAAUAAUUAUGAGGCUAUAGAGAAAAAGAUAUUGUUAAUCCAAAGCCACAGCAAGGGACCUCUAAUUGGAGGUGGUGAAGGGGUCUUUAAAUAGAGGAAGAUCUGUAAUAAUGACAAUAAUUUUUCAUAUUUUUGUUAUUAUAUUCAAAGGUUCACUAUCUGUUCAAUAACCUUAUUCAGUCCUUGGUCAGUGAUGUAAUCUAU